Messenger RNA from Scheffersomyces stipitis CBS 6054, 597 nucleotides. Its product is annotated as ethanol metabolism protein. The transcript has a single exon. Gene Ontology annotation, cellular component: cytoplasm; mitochondrion; membrane. Lineage: Eukaryota; Fungi; Ascomycota; Pichiomycetes; Serinales; Debaryomycetaceae. The coding region runs from base 1 to 597 and encodes 198 amino acids. The record is from RefSeq and is a predicted model, not a curated record.
AUGUCAUCCAUAUUGCGUUGGUACAACCAGUUGCUUCUUCGCAGGCCCCUUCUCACCAAUAUGAUUUCCACAGGGUUUCUCUUUGGCAGUGGAGACUUUUUGGCACAGAGAUUGUUUCCGCCUCAAGAUGGUGAAAUACCUCCUUACGACUACUUGCGGACAUUGCGAGCAGUGACGUAUGGGUCUAUAGUGUUUGCCCCAAUUGGGGAUCGCUGGUAUAAGCUCCUAAACAGAAUCAAGAUGCCUGUGAGGAUCAGAAAAGCCAAAGUUAACAACAUGGGAGAUACGCUUUUGAGAGUGGGAGCCGACCAGUUGAUAUUUGCACCCUUCAUAGGGAUUCCGCUCUAUUACCUGGUGAUGACAGUAUUUGAAGGACAUCCUGAGAUCAUCCAAACGAUUCGCUACAAGCUUGAUACCAACUGGUGGAAUACAUUAUGGUCUAACUGGUUGGUGUGGCCACUUUUCCAAUUGUUCAACUUUUACUUGUUGCCCACGCACUUCCGACUCUUAGCAGUCAAUGUGUUCAGUAUAGGCUGGAACUGCUACUUGAGCUACUUGUUGAACUGGAGAGAUGUGAAAAUAGGGCUGAACGAAUGA